This is a messenger RNA of Solanum pennellii, 2755 nucleotides long. RefSeq names its product AT-rich interactive domain-containing protein 2-like. NCBI's taxonomy places the organism in Eukaryota, Viridiplantae, Streptophyta, Magnoliopsida, Solanales, Solanaceae. Gene Ontology annotation, molecular function: DNA binding. The record is from RefSeq and is a predicted model, not a curated record. The coding region runs from base 376 to 2343 and encodes 655 amino acids. The transcript is spliced from 3 exons.
AAUAAUUUUUUUUUUAGGGUUCAUUGUUAUUUAGAUUAUCAAGUACUAUUUCUUUAUUAUAUGCUUUUUGUUUCUUAGUUUAAUUUGUUUCUCCAUGAAUGUUUUGUGCAAAUUCACAAAAACCUCAAAACAUCAAAUACCCCUUAAAAAACACCUGUCAACUCCAUUUUCUUGAGCUGUCAAAAAACCAGGUGAUUGAUUGUUGUUUAUAGUAAUCUAAGAGUGUGUGGGGUUCUUGAAUUUUCAUCAUUUUUCACCAUUGAUGAAUGUUCAAGAAAGGAAAAAGGACAUUAAAAAAUGCUAAGGUGGUGGUGGGCUUGAUGGAAUUUUAUAGAACAUCCAUUGUAGAGGUAAGGUACAGCCUGUUUGGGUUUGAUGGACGAAUGGUUAAGACUAGAUGAUGGCUCUCUGAUUUUUAAAGAAAAUAAGGGGAGUGAUUCUGCUAUAAAUGGGGGUAAGAGUAGGUUUAGGAGGAUGUUUGAUGAUGUUUUUGCGGUUUUUCUCAGUCAGAAACCUGAGAAAAAAAGUGUAUGGAGUUUUCCAGUUUUGAGUGGUAGUGGGAAGCCUAUAGAUUUGUUUAAACUCUUCUGGAUUGUGAGGAAACUAGGUGGUUAUGAUCUGGUUUCGUACAAGAACUUGUGGGGUUGUGUUGCAGAGCGUUGUGGGCCGGAUACUGGGGCUGUUGCGUCUUUGAAGUUGGUGUAUGCAAAGUAUCUGAGAGAGUUUGAUCAUUGGCUAAAAGCAAUACUUAAAGAUGGGAACUUGGUGGAAGGAGAGGUUGGUGUCAUUGGGAAACUUGAUUCGUUGUUGAAGGAGUUGGAGACCAUGUUUGGUAAUUUGUUUCGUUCGGAAAAUGAUUGCAAGGAAGAGCUUAUUUGUAACGUCAAUAGUCAGGUUGAUUAUGAAAUGUUUACUGCUGAAAGUGUUAGCGACACUAAGCACAGAAGUUGCAAUGCUGAACACAGGAAGCAUAACCUUAACAAUGGUGGUGAAAGAUCCUUUUCUAAGAUUGCCAAUGACACCGUCUUUUUGGUAUCUACCGAGGGGAUUGUUGAGAAAAUCCUUCGUCGAGCACCUGCCAAAUCAAAUAGGCAGUAUGAUGAUGAAGAAAAAUUUGCACAGAUGAUUGGCAUGGGAGAAAAAGAGAACAAUGACAAAGAGAAAGUUUCUGUUCUGAAUGGUUCUGAUACUACUGUGGCGGUGGGCAAGAGUGUCAUUGAGGACGUAACUGCUUCUCAUAAGAGAAAAAGAGGAUCUCCAUGCUACUCUGAAAUGUUAAAUUGGCUUAAACAUGCAGCAAAACAUUCUAAUGAUCCUGAAAUUGGUCCAGUUCUUAAGUCUUUGAACUGGAAAGGUCAUACAGGCAAGGACUUCUGGUUCCAGGCUUUGGCGAUUAGGGAAGUACUGCUGAAGAAAAGCCAUAUUGACACAGAUGCAGGGGAAGCUAACAGUCAGAAGAAGCAGAGGAUGCAGCCGUCCAUGUAUGAAGAAGAAAAACAUAACAAUCAACCUGCAGAGAACCUAAGAUGCAGCAAAAGGAUCCCUAAUUUGCAAAAGCACACUCUGUGUCGAGGUUGCAGCUUGUGUCCAAUCUCUCGAAACAAAGUUGAAACUCAUCAGAAGAAAGAAGAUGAUAUUGCGCCAGAUCUUGUGAGUGUUGAGGUAUCAGUAACAGAAAAACCUAAAGCUGCCUAUGAACUCCCAAGACAAAAAGCACCUAAAGUGGAUCCUGGCGGCCAACCUCGCACUGCUGAAGUCCCUGAAUGGACUGGUGUGAUUUCUGAGAGCGAUGCCAAGUGGUUGGGCACACGAAUGUGGCCUCCAGAAGUGGAAAAAACAAACCCUUUGGUUGUGUUAGAUCCUGUUGGAAAGGGAAGACAAAGUUCAUGUGAUUGUCGAUUUCCGGGAUCUGCUGAAUGCAACAGGUUUCAUAUUGCAGACCAGAGGUAUAAAUUGUCGCGUGAGCUUGGUCCUCUGUUUACCCUGUGGAGGUUUAACAAAAUGGGGGAGGAAGUUUCGCUCUCAUGGACAGAUGAGGAUCAAGAAAAGUUCAAAGUUUGCAUAAAGCCAAGUGUUUCACAAAAAAACAAUGUGUGGAGCAACUUUAAGGAACUAUUCCCAUCCAAGAGUAGGAAUAUGCUGGUUAGCUAUUACUUCAAUGUAUUCCUUAUCAGGCGCCGAACCUAUCAAAACAGGGUUACUCCAAAAGACCUCGACAGCGAUGAUGAUGAAAAAGAGGUUGGUCGUGUUGGCGGCAAUUUUGGUGACGCUGCAGUUUAUGUACCUUCCUCCAAGUGUUUACUGACAUGCAGCGAGAAUAAGGUCUGCACUGAUCUGCAGUGACAUAUAUAGCUUUGAAGCUUCUUGAUCACAGCAGGCUGUUCUUACAACUUUGCUGUGACAAUUUUGAUAGACUAAUUGAGUGCUGUUGAUGGUAAGUUUUUGAUAAUACUAGUGGUGAUUUGGUAUUGAAGGUCUCAUCUGGUUGAACAUCAAGUGAGAUGGUGGUGGAGCAGGAGCAAAUAUAUACUUAGUAGACUCAAGUGAUUAUUAUCUUGCUAUGUAAAGAUAUCUAUCUAGACUAUUGGCAAAUAGUUGCAUUUUCAUAGUUUAAACAGGUUACAUACAAGGAUUCAAAGUUCUCUUUUUUUUUUUAAUGUUUGUUUGAAGUGCAAUGUGCUGUUUAGACUAGAUCAGUUUUGAUCUUAGUAGCACAUAUGAUUAGUUUUAAAUGAAAGAUUGUUGUUUUAGACAA